AUGGUAACCUACAAUGCGCCACGUGUAACGGCCUACAAUUUAGAACAUAAAGAAGAUAGAAAUCAUUUUGUAAAGCUAGAAUCACUGCAAGAAACACGAAUCAUGGCGAAAUGGACAAUGUUGGGUGCCGGUGUUAGCAUGUUGAUUGGAACAAGAAGAUGGAAAAGAAAAUUCCGAGGGGGCUCGUUCACACAAGAAUCGUCCAAGUCUAGAAUCUAUAAGGCGUUCAAGAGUCUUGACUUGGUGUUUGAGGCGACAAGAUUACAGACAUUUAUCGACUGGCCAUUGGAAAAGCCAAAUCCUUCUGAACUAGCUACUGAUGGAUUUAUUUAUACAAGGACUAAAGAUUAUUGUACGUGUGUAUUUUGUUGGCAAUUAAUUCAGAUUGAAAUAAAUGAUAAUCCAAGACAAAAACAUGAAAGGAUUGCACCUUUUUGUCCCUUUAUUAGGGAUCAACCGGUUGGUAAUGUUCCCAUCAAUCAGAAUACUUGCGGAACAAUUGUGACUAAGUCUUAUCCUGAAUGUGAUCGCCUGGGUGUUUUUAUCAAACGUUGUCCACCAAAACGCAAGGAUUAUAUGUUAAUAGAAAAGAGAUUGAAAAGUUUUGAUGUUAACAAAUGGCCUGAUGAUCUUACACAAACAAGAGAAGAUCUUGUCGACGCAGGUUUUUUUUAUUGCGGUUUGAGUGACCACGUUCGUUGUUUUCACUGUGGAAAUGGUCUACGCAACUGGGAAUCUGGUGAUAUACCUUGGAAUGAGCAUGCUAGAUGGUAUCCACAUUGCCAUUAUGUUAAUAUUAGGAAAGGACAAGAAUUUAUUGAAAAAAGAACUGGAAUGUGGACCUAUGACAGAAUUGAUACUAUGAUUCUUGAUGUAAAAGAAUCUAUAACUCCACAAAUAAGUAAGAGUCAUAGUUGUACUGAAUAUACCGGAAUGAUAUGUCCAGUCACGGCUACUCAAGUAAGUCUGACUAGUGGCGGGGAAUAUACUGAUAUAGGUGGAGUAAAAAUCGUGAAUUCUGCUGUACAAAAAAUGAUCACUACCAAAGCUGCGACGAAGACGACAAUACUGUCAACGAAUAAAACAGAGAGACAAGAUAAUACCAUUACCUCACAAUGGACUAAUCAUACAAGAGAUGAAUUGGAAAAUGAACUUGAACAGAUGCGCAACUCUAUCACAUGCAAAUUGUGUAUGGUGUAUAAAAUUAGUGUAAUGUUCACACCUUGCGCACAUAUGGUCACAUGUCAUUAUUGUGCUUUAAAUAUAGAAAGGUGUCCCCUAGUCUUUAAAAAGAUGGAUAAAGAAAUAGAGAAGACCGGAUGUUCGUCUACACAAGAAUCGUCAUUAAGGCUCAAGUCUAGAAUCAACAAGACAUUCAAAAAUUAUGAUUAUUUAAAAUCUGAGACUGCGAGAUUACAGACGUUUAUCGACUGGCCAUUGGAAUGGUUAAAGCCUUCUGAACUAGCUGCUGCUGGCUUUUAUUAUAUGAGGACUAAGAUCAUUGUGCGUGUAUAUUCUGUGCACAAAUAA
Penaeus vannamei (Pacific white shrimp) is the source of this 1530-nucleotide messenger RNA. The record is from RefSeq and is a predicted model, not a curated record. NCBI's taxonomy places the organism in Eukaryota, Metazoa, Arthropoda, Malacostraca, Decapoda, Penaeidae.